AUGAAACCUAUCAUCGGCAUCCCUCUCGUCGUCGGGCUGGUCUACCGCGCCUGGUCCCGCCGUUCCCUGACUCCCGUGGGACUUGUCGCUGCCGCUGCCACGGCCACCAUCCACGCGCUGCACCCGUGGUCGACCCCGCUUGCGUUACUGGCGGUAUUCUAUUUCGGCGGGGCAAAGGUCACGAAGGUCAAACAUGAGGUCAAGGCGCAUUUGACCCUCUCAGCAACUGGUACAGAGGGCGGCGAAGGUCCGCGUAAUCACAUCCAGGUACUGGCAAACUCCGUCGUCAGCACGGUCUUGAUACUGGCCCAUCUCGCUGUGCUGGGCAGACCGACUGCGACCGAGGCCGGGUCGUGUUUCUCGUUGGGGGAGAGGGCAGCAGAUAUCCUGGUCGUGGGGAUUGUGGCAAACUACGCCGCCGUCGCCGCAGAUACCUUCUCCUCGGAACUGGGUAUCCUGUCCACAUCCAAGCCCCGUCUCGUUACCUCCCUCACCUUCCGCGAGGUCCCGCCCGGCACGAAUGGCGGCGUCACUGCGACAGGUCUGGCCGCGGGUCUACUAGGCUCGUUCACAGUCGCCCUAACCUCGGGCCUGCUGUUACCAUUCUGUCCCGGGUCCUCAGGACUUUCGGACCGCGUGCUUUGGACAGUCGCCGUGACGUUGUGGGGUGUGCUGGGGAGUGUAUUGGACAGUGUGCUGGGAGGGUUAUUGCAAGCCAGUGUCGUGGAUAAGCGGAGCGGAAAGGUUGUGGAGGGGAGCGGUGGCCGAAAGGUCCUCAUCCACCCCGCCUCUACGAAACCUACCCCCACCUCCAACGGUACGACCCACUCUGCUGAUACUACCGGCAGCACACAGAUCCGCAACACCGAGGCGGUGGCUAAUGCGGCUACAAUGCGUGGUAGCCGUGUGACGGGAACCUCGGUGGGAUCGCAGCUGGGUCGUGCACACAAGGAGAGCAAUGAGAGUCGGCGGUUGGAGAGCGGGCACGAUUGGUUGGAUAAUAACGAAGUCAACCUGCUGAUGGCGGCGACGAUGAGUCUGGGGGCUAUGGGGGUUGCGCAGUGGGUUUGGGGUGUGGAUGUGCGCGAGGCGUGGGUGUAA
Messenger RNA from Penicillium alfredii, 1101 nucleotides. Its product is annotated as DUF92 domain-containing protein. The record is from RefSeq and is a predicted model, not a curated record. The transcript is spliced from 4 exons. Gene Ontology annotation, cellular component: membrane. NCBI's taxonomy places the organism in Eukaryota, Fungi, Ascomycota, Eurotiomycetes, Eurotiales, Aspergillaceae. Bases 1 to 1101 code for a protein of 366 amino acids.